This is a messenger RNA of Darwinula stevensoni, 1416 nucleotides long. The record is from the annotation of a GenBank genome assembly. NCBI's taxonomy places the organism in Eukaryota, Metazoa, Arthropoda, Ostracoda, Podocopida, Darwinulidae.
AUGUUCGUCGCUCUGGCGGUGGUCUGCGACGAGUUCUUCGUCCCGGCGUUGGAGGUGAUCAUCGAGAAGUUGGCGAUCUCGGAGAACGUGGCGGGGGCGACGUUCAUGGCGGCGGGGGGGUCGGCACCGGAACUCUUCACGAGCGUCAUCGGGGUGUUCGUGUCGUUCGACGACGUCGGCAUCGGGACGAUCGUGGGCUCGGCCGUCUUUAACAUCCUUUUCGUGAUCGGGAUGUGUGCGCUGUUCUCGAGGUCGAUCUUGCAUCUCACCUGGUAUCCCCUGGUCCGGGACUGCAGCUUCUACUCCCUCAGCCUCAUCAUCCUCAUCCUCUGCUUCCUCAACAGCCAGGUCCAGUGGUACGAGGCCCUGAGCCUCCUCCUCGUCUACGCUGCUUACGUUGGGUACAUGAAGUUCGACGAGCGGGUAGAGACCUGGGCCAAGAGGAAGUUCGGGAGGAAGAUGGACUCACGGGUCCAGAGCACGGAUCAGCUCGUCAAUGCGAGGAAGGGGAGCACGAUGACGACGGCGGGGAGUCCGGGUCGGAGGGCCACCACGGGAAAUAUCGGCAUCCAUGGGCAGAACAGCAAGUUUCGACAGGGUCUCCUUCAACUCAUGAUACAUUCCAUCGAUCCCAUGCACGAAGGAAAACUCGACGACAAGGCGACCCAGAUGAGAGCCAUCGCCUCCCUCCGAGCCAUCCUCGAGGCGACGAAAGCCAAGGAGACCGAGAAUGACAAGGACAAGGGCGAGUCCUCGAAGACGGAGAACGGAGACCUGACCGUGAAGACCGUCGAACCCAUGGGAUCCACCCUGAGCUCCGGCUUCCAGAGCGCCAACACCAGCCACAACAGCGGCUCCUCUCAGCACAUCCAACGCCGCCAGCUCCAAUCGAACCCGACCCCCAUCGGCACCGUGAACGACCCAUCCUCCUCCGGGGCCGGGAUCCCCCCGGUCCCCUCGCCGCUGCCGAACAGCAAUUCCGCCGAGGAUCCCACCAUUCUCACCGCGGAACAGGUGAAACGGGUCGAGGUACGGGAAAGGAAAAGAGCCUACGGCCCCGUCGGCGAAGACGACGACAACGACGACGACAAGGACAAUCGGUCCAGGAAAAUCGAUCGAGGCGACGCCCUCAAUUCGAAAUCCGAACCUCAAGUGCGUUUUUGUGCCAUCUUCGUGUUGCACCCGUCUCAUAUUCGGAGUAUGGGGGGUGGAAGGGCGAAGACGAGUGGCAAAGGACGAGGACGACGAGGAGCAUUGGACAAGGGCAAGGACACAGGGGCAAGGGACAAGGGCAAGGACACAGGGGAGGAAAAUCGAAAAGGAGGGUUGUGGACGGUCAUAGGACCCAACGGUGAGGUGGAGGGUGCCUUCAUGACUUAUCGCGGUCGUCAAACCAUCUGUUCCAUCUCACUAUGA